AACAGGCUAUCAAGUUAGCCAGGACAUCUAAAUUUAUAGUUCAGCUGGAUGAAAAUUCACGGCAACACUGAGCCAAAGGCGACUUUAAAUGUGCUUUCAGACACGUUUGUGAAAGGGGAAUAGUAUUCAUAUAUAGAGGACGAUGCCACGCUUGCAGUCCGGUGUUUGGAAGCAUUUCACUCCGGCUAUCAAAGAUGGGAAGGAAACUUUCAUGUGCAACUACUGUUCAAAGACGUACACUAAGAAUGCCACCAAGAUGCAGAUGCAUUUGGACAAGUGCAAGGAGUACUCUGUGGUUUCGCAGCAAUCACCGGGCCCAGAUGGGAGUUCCUCUGCCUCCAUUCCUGUACCUUCCUUCUCGUUCUUACCAUCUACCACUCCUGGGGGACAGUUACUUAUUGAUUCAGUUGAUCAGCGCAGCCAGGCGUGUGCUGACGAGUGCCUGGCAAGAGCCAUGUAUGCCACCUCCUCACCCCUCACUCUCACAGACAAUAUUUACUGGAAACGAUUUUUCAACAUCCUCCGGCCUGCUUACUGUCCACCUGCCAGAGAGGCCUUGUCCUCUCAUCUCUUGGACUGCGAGUAUGACAGAGUACAAAGCCAGGUUCACGAGGCCAUAGGGAAAGCAGACUGUGUCACCAUCUUGUGCAGUGGGUGGUCUACCAUUAAAGAAACCGGAACAAUCAUUUAUACUGUUGCAACUCCUGUACCACUGUUUUACAAAUGCACAAAGACAAAGGAGCAAGCACACACAAGCACAUUUAUUGCUGAGGAACUGAAAGAUGUUAUCAAUGAAGUGGGGCCAGAGAAAGUCUUUGGCGUUAUCACUGAUGAUGCACUGGAAAUCAUGGGAGCUUGGGCUCAGGUAGAGGAAGCCUUCCCACACGUAUCGGCUUUCGGUUGUACAGCGUGUGGUGUCCAGCGGCUCUUUGAUGAUGUUGCUGCACAGCCAUCUUUGACGGCUUUGUGCAGGAGCGCUGAGCAGGUGGUGAGGUAUGUUAGAGGGCGAAAAAUAUUAGCAGAUACCUUUAAACGCUGGCAGACUACAAAGAUAAGAAAUCACAGUGCUAAUGGGACAGCAUUGGUGCUGCCUGUCAGUUCUGACUGGACUGGUGUGGUCAAUAUGUUCAACAGCCUCCUGGAGGGUCAGAACUCUCUGCAGGACAUGGCCGUCUCAUCCGCACUGGACAUUGAUGCAUCCAUCAGGGCCACAAUACAGGAUGCAGCAUUUUGGAAAGGGUUAAGCAGCAGUCGAAGCCUGCUCUACUUGAUCGGGAAUUACAUUGAUUACAUAAAAAGAGAAGAUACUCCUCUCUCUGGUGUUGUCGACUUGUUCAGUCAGUUAAGAUGCCACAUUGGAGCUUCGCUGUCCGGGUCUGUGCUGCACAGCGCUGAACAGAAAGCUGUCAUGGUGUCGUUAGACCGGUGUCAGGAUUUUUGUGUGAGGCCCAUCCAUGCAGCGGCGUACAUGCUGGACCCAAAGCACGUGGGGCAGCAGACACUGUCUGGGGAGCAGAUAAACAGCGCUUACUAUGUGAUAUCCAACCUGUCCCACCAUCUAAAUCUUGAUGAAGGUAAAGUGCUGGGCAGCUAUGCCAGAUUCUCAGCAAAGCAAGGACUUUGGAAAGGGGCUGGGAUAUGGAGCUCAUGUCAUCACGUCUCCGCAUCCACCUGGUGGAAAGGGCUGUGCUCCUCCGAGCCGCUGUCCGCUGUGGCCUCUGCUAUACUCCAGAUUCCACCAACAACAACUGCUUGCGAGAGUGUCCGGUCACGCUUGUGCAAUACGAAGGUAGAAGGUUCUGUUUCAGCUGACAGAGUGCACAAACUGGUAGCAGUACAGGUGAAUAUCAACCUUUUAGAGCCGGCUGAUAGCGAGUGUGCUCCACUGGAGAGUGAGGAAGACAGGAAAGUUUCAUUUCAGUCUGAGACUCAGUAGUAAGACAAGAUGAGAUACCUGAAGCUGCCUAGAACAGACCACAUGGAAAAAUGGAAAACACAGCUCAUUAGAUGAUCUAAAAUUCCCCUGAAAUGUAUGGUGUCUGAUUUCACAUUCCUCUUUUCGCUCCCAAGUACUGUGGAGAAAAAAAAUGCAACACAUAAGUAGGGACUACAUCCGAUACCUUUGUGUGUUUUAAUAGAAAGUAUUCUCGUGUAGUAGGUGUUUUAUUUACAGUUUCAAACAGUAUGUAUUAACUGUAUAAUCACAACCUGAAAUAUUAGCAGGCUAACAGAAAGUCUUGUCAUUGCUGUUACAGUGUUUCCAUGAUGUAAAUAAAAACAUUAUAUUUAUUGAAGU
This is a messenger RNA of Scatophagus argus, 2296 nucleotides long. RefSeq lists its product as uncharacterized. The transcript is spliced from 2 exons. Lineage: Eukaryota; Metazoa; Chordata; Actinopteri; Scatophagidae. The record is from RefSeq and is a predicted model, not a curated record. Gene Ontology annotation, molecular function: DNA binding. Bases 143 to 1936 code for a protein of 597 amino acids.